ACUGUCAGUCGGGGGGCUUCCCUCUGCUGAGACCACCUGGGCGAGCUCGAGGCCCAAGAAGAAGAAGCACCCAUUGAAUGCCCAGGAGUCCGUCAGGUUGUUCAUGGAACAACAACGGCGAGCACUCCCAGAGGACAGCUCGGCUGGCCA
Perkinsus marinus ATCC 50983 is the source of this 150-nucleotide messenger RNA. RefSeq lists its product as hypothetical. Lineage: Eukaryota; Perkinsozoa; Perkinsida; Perkinsidae. The transcript has a single exon. The annotation marks the transcript as partial. The record is from RefSeq and is a predicted model, not a curated record.